This is a messenger RNA of Rosa chinensis, 920 nucleotides long. RefSeq lists its product as uncharacterized. Gene Ontology annotation, biological process: proteasome-mediated ubiquitin-dependent protein catabolic process; negative regulation of gluconeogenesis; protein catabolic process in the vacuole. The record is from RefSeq and is a predicted model, not a curated record. The transcript has 6 exons. Gene Ontology annotation, cellular component: GID complex; extrinsic component of membrane. Bases 126 to 920 code for a protein of 264 amino acids. Lineage: Eukaryota; Viridiplantae; Streptophyta; Magnoliopsida; Rosales; Rosaceae.
CUGCUUCUGAAAAUGUUCAAUCUUCUUGUCUUCAUUAGUUUAAUUCUGUUACCUGGCUCCAUCACUGUGGAUGAUGUGGCGGUUAGUAUCGAUAACGGAAUCAGUGUGGACUAUGAGAAUUCACUAUGAGAAAUCUUGUCUUCAUUGUGUGUCGAGUACUUGCUAUUGUUUGUGUGGUGUACACAAUACUCUUGCUUUGUCCCAAGUGCAGACGGGAACUUACCGGCCGCAAGCUCAGAGUGAUGCUGAUUAAAAUUAGAAGAGUGGUCAGAAAAUACUACUACUACUACUCUGAUUCAAAGGCAGAUGAGAGGUGGUCUAAUGGUCUCCCACAAGAAAUCUUGCUAUUGAUUUUACAAAGUCUAUGCAUAUCGGAUUACCUUGGGGAACCAAGGAUGUGUUUGUUGGCGAGCUGCUGUGGAGAUGGGUGUUGCUACCAAGAGUUGCCUUCCUCAUAUUCUAUAUGUGCAUCACUUUUGAAGGUUCAAACUCCCCCGCCCGUCACACUUUUAAGCGUCGGCCAGGUCGUCACCUUUUGGGAAAGGGAGAUUGUUGACACCAAGAAUUAUACUUUCUUCACUGAGAAGUGGGAAGCAACACAAGAUGAUGAUAUAAGGCACUGGACCAAAUUUCCUUCUUUUUCUGCUCUAUUGAGCCUAGUGGAAGUUGAUGGUGGCAAAUCAUUAGAUCUCAGCAACUAUCCAUACAUAUUCAUGAGAUGGAAGGAGCAAUACUUAGUGCAUGUUGGCACAGACUGUGGUUUGACUAUAGCCGGCUUUUACUAUGUGUGUUUCUCAUGUAGUGAUGGCUCCAUUAACAGCUUCUAUUAUGAUCCUAAUAGCAGGCAUGCGUCUGCCAUGGCAUGCGGGGAUGUGUCGACAUAUUCAGACAACAGAAGAAGGAAUUCGUUGUUGUCUUAG